Molecule: messenger RNA, 1395 nt
Organism: Nematocida parisii ERTm1
Lineage: Eukaryota; Fungi; Microsporidia
Exons: 1
Source: RefSeq, a predicted model, not a curated record
UUUUUAGAGUAUAUAAGAAAAGAUAUUUUUUAUGCAUUUUGUUCAAAUCCCUAUAGUAAAAGUUUCUUUAUUGAAGAAAUAUCUUCGAAUUGUUCAUUGAGAAAACUAUGCGAGAUAAAUGAAUUUGAAAACUGCUCAAAUCUUGAUAGAGUGCUAGAUAUAUUAGCCGAAAAUAUAGGAAAUUUUACAAUAUAUGACAAUAACGGCAUAUUGCAGUCCAAUUUACACAAUCUCAAUUUAUCUGAUAAUGAUAUGUAUCUGUUACAGUUAUUUGCAUCAUGUUCUACGGAUGAUCUGUAUGAUUGUAUAUCUAUAUUGCGAGAUUCUAUAUUUAUUAGAAGUAAGAAGGUCGAUGAAAAAGAAAUUAAAAAUGGAUUUAAAAAAUCCCAUCUAAAAAGAAUGCUUAGUUUGCCAAUUAUAAAUCAAACAAUUUCUUUUAUGCUUGAAUUUUUAAAAAAGAUACCUUCUUUAGAAAAAAGACCAAUGGAAAUGAAUUCUCUUGGUGAUAUAGAGUUUGCUUUAAAGGCCACUUCAAAAAUAAUUAAUGUGUGGGGUUUUUCUUAUGCAACCGCAUACGCUCCAAAUGUUAAACAAAGUAUUGAUUCGGCUAUUUGUGCAUGUUUGCCUAUUUAUAUUUCAUUUUAUCAUAUAUUUUUUAUACUAUUUUCAUUUGCUGAUGUUAACCAGUUUAUGAGCAGUUAUACUGGAAUUAUCAAUAGUAUAAUUAGGCUAGGAAUAUACACACUUCAAGAAUAUGAAGUUUAUACUUCUUAUAAUGAAGAAACCCAAAAUAAAAAAGUGGACCAUCUUUAUUUUAUGUGCGAUAUAGACAUAGAAGAAUUUAAGAAAAAUGUGAUUGAAACGCGUAGACAAACUAUUAAAAACCAGUUGGAUGCGAUAUUUAGUUCUCCAAUUAACCUAUCACUAGGCGAUAUGUUGAAUAAAUCGUUAGAAGAAAUAGAGGCACCUAAAAAUAAGGCAUUAAAUAUUAAAACUGCUGAUCAAAUAGUAAACUUUCUGAAUUUAUUAUCUGAUAUAAAGAAUAAUGAAGCAGAUAAUAAUAUUCUGAUAAAUGUGAAAAAUAUAGAGCAUGGUAUUGACAACAGUGCUAUUGAGCUAUCUGAUGAAGAUGAGAUAUUUUAUGAUGCCAAUGAUAAUAUAGAGCAUGACAUUGACAACAGUGCUAUUGAGCUAUCUGAUGAAGAUGAGAUAUUUUAUGAUGCCAAUGAUAAUAUAGAGCACGGUAUUGAUAACACGCAUGGUUUAUGGAAAAUUCCCUCUCUAAUCACAAGAAAUAUGGGAAUUUCACUAAUUGUCAUUUUAGUACUUGCUAGUCUUUUUGUAUUAUACCGCUAUGAAAUAAUUAUGUUUGCGGAGUGGAUUACAUUCUCAUAG